AUGGCUUCGCAAAGUGGAGAUGAAGCCGUCGUUAUUGACCGCGACGAUGUCAGUAACUACAAUCCCGAACACAUCUUGCCCGAGCCUCCCGAGGUGAUUCAAAAGCUCAGGGCCUGGCUGAAGCCCACCUCGUACGACCUCGAAAGCAGCGAGUACCACAAGCACCUGAGUUCGCACGCUCCGGGCACCGGCGAAUGGCUGACGAACAGUCAAUCCUACAAAGAUUGGCUGCUGGGCGAAGAUACCGGGCUGCUAUGGAUUAAGGGUAUCCCAGGAUCCGGGAAAUCGGUGUUGGCUUCAAGCAUCGUCAAGGAACUCUCUGCCAAUAACCCCGGGUGCCCAAUACUUUACUUCUUCUUUCGACAGAUCAUUGAUGCAAAUCAUGAACCGGUUGCACUUCUCAGAGACUGGCUGGACCAGGUACUGGUGUACAGCCCGCCACUGCAGAAGAAGUUGAAAGGAUACGUCGUAAAGGAGGGUUACCGCGACAAAACCCGAUCCCUUGCCACCAUGUCAAUGCAAGACCUCUGGGAAGAUCUUCGACUGGCGUUCUCUGGACUUCCCGGCAAAGUCUAUUGUGUCGCCGACGCUCUCGACGAGAUGGACCGUGGCAAUGAUGCUUUUCUUCAAGCACUAGCUGAGCUUGGCAGCUGGAGCCCAGGCAAGAUAAAAGUGCUUAUCACAAGCCGCCCAGUCCCUGCCGUUGAGGGUCCUCUGCGCCAUGCAAAGGGCACCCAGAUCCGCCUUCAAGAGACCGUUGUUGAUGCCGAUAUUUCGACUUUUGUACGGCGGGGUUUGAAGACUUCAAACAUCCCCCACAAUGAUCAACAGCUGAUCCAAGAGGCAAUUCCUGGACGGGCAAAUGGUCUUUUCCUCUACGCCAAGUUGGCCAUGGACGCCUUCCUCGAACGAGGAGCCAAUAUCAAGGCCGUGCUCAGGUCUUUGCCAGCUGAUAUGAACCAAAUGUACACCGACUUGCUUCACGAGCAUUCCCGCAGAUCCGGAGUCCCCGACGCCAUACAACGGCUGAUUCUGCAGUGGGUAACCCACGCGACCCGUCCUCUCAGACUCCUUGAGAUCGCUGAGAUGAUCAACGUCACCUACAACGACAUCGAACGAGACCUAAAGGCCACCAAGGACCUCGUCAGGGCUGCGUGCGGCCCUCUAUUGGAGAUCUUACCCGAUGAGACCGUCUGUGUCAUACACCAUUCCUUCACAGAGUACCUCAAGGGCACGACUAGAUCGCCUGAUGAUGAUGGCGGCUACCCGGUGCUUCAUUUCGGAGAGACGCAGGCCAGCCUCGGUUCGGCGUGCCUGACUUACCUGCUGUCCGGUGUCUUUGACGAAACCAAGGAAGCACAAGACACCAAAGACAUCAAAGUGAAGCUCAAAUACCCUUUCUUAGCUUACGCGUUGCGCAAUUGGCAUGUUCACAUCGCUAGAUCGACAACCGCGGGUCAUGAUCAGACUGACGUCAACAUGAUGCUGGAUAAGCUGAUGCGAGAUCCAGGCUCCACGGAUACCUGGAUUAAACUUCAGUGGUUCACCGUAGGCAAUGCCGACUCUGGGAUCACACCGCUCCACGUCGCAGCAAAGACGGGGCUUCUUGUAUACACAAGACACCUGCUUUCGUCUCCAGGUGUCAACGUCGAUGCGGUCGACGUCCACGGGAAGACUCCUCUGUGGUCGGCUGCCUCGAGCGGGAUGGCCGACGUUGUCCAGGUCUUGAUAGACGCUGGUGCGAAUCCCGAUCAAGAAGAGACUAACAGGGGUUGCAAGCCGUUGCAUGAAGCCGCCUCGAAGAACUACCCAGAGGUUAUCAAGGUCCUUUUGGGUGCGGGAGUUGACCCACUCACGAAGAAGACCAAGGAGAACCCGGGAAAUUGGUGCGGUAACGCACCGCGUUCCACCGGGCACACGCCUCUGAUGUAUGCUUGCCAAAACGGUCACCUGGAAGCCCUGGAGGCAUUUUUGCCUUUCCUCAGGGAUGAAGAAGCUCUUCAUCGAGCCCUGGCCUGGUCUGCUGCGGCCGGCCGAGACGACCUGGUCCGGCGGCUCCUCAAACAACCCGGAGUCAGCAUCAACCGUAAGGUCCACGGUGGGACACCUCUGUUCAUGGCAAGCCGGAGCAGACAUAUCAAAACAAUCAAACUCCUCUUGAAAGAGGGAGCUGAUCCUACAACAAGAUGCGAGUUUUAUGAAGAAUUUGCUGGUUUUGGAGCCAUGAGACCAUUCCGUAUUGGAGAUGAUGAACAAGAGGGCCAAUCCCGAGUCGUUGGCCUUACGGCUCUGUACGCCGCGCUCGAAAACUACUAUGGAAGAACGGCUCCAAAAGCUGAGCCAGACGAGCUCAAGAGCCUGCUAGAGCUAUUUAUCGAAAAAGGGGCCGACAUUCAUGAUCGGUCUCCUUCCGGCAAUUCUCUGCUACAUGUAACGACCGGUGAUCCCGUGUGGCUGAGAAUCCUGCUUGACGCAGGCGUCGAUGCCAAUGUCGCCAAUAGCAAUGGCUGCACUGCUCUUCAUGAGAAGGUUUCGGUCGACUGUCUGUCUCUGCUCGUGGAAGUUGGUAAGGCAGAUAUCAACAAGAGGGCAGCUUCCACUGGAAAAACGCCCCUCCUUCUGUCGCUCGUUGGCUAUUACACAGACACGACUCUCAAGCUCAUCGAGUACGGCGCCGACUGCACCAUCGUCGAUAACGACGGCAAUGGUCCCUUGCACAUCUCCUUGAAAUCAUCCAACUCCAAUCCCGAAAUCAUUGAAGCGCUAUUACGAGCCGGCGCAGACAUCAACUUGAGGAACAAAUCUGGGGAGACACCACUGGACGUCAUGUUCUCGCACAAUUCAGGAAUUUUUGAUCUGAUGAACGUCAUGAUUCGAGCAGGCGUCGACAUCAACGCAAGGGACAAGGAUGGCGCCACAUUUCUCUUGCGGACGAUCUCUGGGCGUGCCUCCGGAUCAGAAAAGGAUUACCAAGGUGCUAUCACGAAGUUCCUGGAGCGCGGCGCUCUGUUAGAAGCUCGAGAUUUCGAGGGCAGGACCCUACUUCACGAGGUAAUCAAGUCGGAACAAGGGGGGCGGGCCUCUUUCGGUCCAGCAGAGCCUGGACCUUCCCGCUUCGAAUUCCUCGUGAGUCUGGGUCUCGACAUAGAUGGCACAGAUUACCAGGGAAAUACUUUACUGCACGAAUUAUGCUGGCGAAUCAACACCGACUACAACACCAACGACACCAUCUCCAUGCUCAAGAUGCUCUUAAACUUGGGCCUUGAUGUUAAUCGGCCCAACAACCGUGGCCGAACACCGCUUCAUCGGCUUUGCACCAAGACUGACAGUGGUCGUGGCGUUGACAAGGAGGAGUCCUCGAUUGACCUGGUUAUUUCCCACAUGAAAGACAUCAAUGUUCGCGACAAGGAAGGGAUCGCCCCGUUACAUCUGGCUGUUACUGCGUCAGAGUAUCUCACCAAGAAGCUUCUUGACGCCGGCGCUGACCCUACGAUCGAGACAUACGAGGGUUUGACGCCGCUUCACCUCGCCGCCAGAUCUCGACAGGGCAACAUUGUGGGUAUGCUUCUUGACGCUCUUUGCUUACUGGACUCAGAUAAGCCACCUGGCAGCUCAACAAAGCAAGGAGACUGGUUAAAACGGUCGAGUGCCCGCCCAAUCACGGGAGUCAACGCCGCAGCCAAUGAAACAAUUGACGGAUGUGACUGCACACCACUCUACUAUGCUUGUCUCUCAGGACGACCAGAGGUCGUGUCUAUGCUGUUGGAGGCUGGAGCGGAUGUCAAGGGAGUAAAACUACGAUCCGUAGUCACCGGGUUCGAGGGAGAACUCGAACUCUGGCGUAGGAAAGUCCCCCACGACACGGAGAACGGAGCUUGUGGCGGUCUUACAAAGGGAGAUCUCACACGUCCAUAUGUAGGCUGCGUACGCGACGGAAGACAUAAACUCGAUCCCCUCGACGACACGGCAAGACUCGAGGAAAUCAUUCAGAUGGUCUUGGACCAUGGCGCUGAUCUGGCUGAGCGAGGUUUCUGGCCCAUGGACGACCGAGGAUAUGGGUCCAUGACUGACACAACAUCCGACUGUCGAGACUAUGCGCUAAAAUGCCUAUCGGAUGCAAGCAAAAAACAACCAUUGACAAGCUCAAAAGUUUCAUCACGGCGGAGGCAGAGAAUGCCCACCUUUGACGAGAAGCUCAUCCCCCAUCGGCGUGAAGCCAUAUCCAAAGCACUCAGGGAGCCUGGAGUCAUCGAAUCAGGCAAAGCAAAUGAGAAUUUGUUCAUCACGCGGCUCAGACGCCGUGAGUACGAUGUGAUGGAAGAGUUGUUCAAAUUGGGAGUUGAUUUCCUGGCCCCUCACAUGAACCACGGGCUCACCAACUUGGGCACCCUUGUCAAAGGAGGUUUUACGUCUCUGGUCAACCUGAUUGGUUUGCUCGAAGCUCAGAAACAAGUCGAAAAAGGCAUUUGGCCCGCUCCAGAUGAAGCAACCCAGCUUGGGUUCGGCCGCAAUAAGACAUGGAUUCACGACGUGCCAGACUACAUCAGUAACGAAUAUCGCAAACCAUUUCUGUUACAGGCAGUCCACCAGGAGUUGCCCAUGCUCGAUAUGGUCUGUCUUCUCGUGGAGAAGUUCGGCGUUGACAUGAAUGAGCUGCAUGGAGAAUACAAGCAGACUGACGAUGGAUACGAACUUGACUCGCCGACAGAUAGCGCUCUUCACUCGCUGGCCAAAGGCCACCACUGGUGGCACGUCGCCCAAGCUCUUCCGUACCUCAUCAGCAAAGGCGCAGAUCUCGAGGUCAAGAACUUCAAAGGGCAGACACCACUUCACAUGGCUUUGAGCACGGAAAAUGACAUCGGGUUAUUCCACAAGGACGCUGCUCGUCAUCUUAUCCUGGGCGGAGCAGACGUCAAUGCCGUGGACGAGACGGGACGAAGUUGUCUUUCUUAUGCACGCGGCGAGGUCGACAUGGCUCGUUUCCUAGUCGAACACGGAGCGACGGUUCAAGCCGAUGCAAUUUUUAGUGCUAUCAACGAGAAGCAACCCGACGUUCUCGAUGCUCUUUUGUCGGCGGGUGGUGAUGCCAACAUCCGUCUUAAGAAGAACUACAAAAAACCCUGGAAGAUACAGCAUGGGCGUUUUUUUCAUACGUGGACCAAGAGAGAUCUACCAGACGCCGAGUGGUACCCCUUGCAUCAUGUCGCAGCCAAAUCAGGACAGAACAUUUAUGACCAGGUGGAGAGGACAAAGUUGCACAAAGCAGCUCUCAAGUUGAUCCACGUCCUCUUGUCGCAUGGAGCCGAUCCCUUUGCUACUUUCGUGAGAUGCAAGGGGGAAGAUUGCUACCACAAAAAGAUUUAUGCCAGGCGAAACGCAGAAGACCGGUCUAUUGGAAUGCGCUUUGGCAACCUGCCUGAUGGAUACGCCUCUACGGUCGACCCGGACUACGCUUUCGAACCGCAUCUACACGAAGAGUCUGUUGUCUUGCACCAACUCCUCGCUGACGGACAGAUCGUGCAUCCCUUUUUGAAGUUACCGAAUAUCAACGCAAAUCAUCGAGACGGCAAUGGUCAAACUCUUCUCCUCGCUGCUUGCCGCUCCACGCGAGGCCCCGACGUGCCGCUUACUCUGCUCCCAGGAGAUCCAUGGGAUUCCAAAACAUCGACAGAGACAUCUCUUUUCCACCAUCUCGUCUCCCUCGGCGCAGAUGUGGAAGUACAAGACAACGAGGGGCAGAACGUGCUACACCACAUGCUUAGGUACCCUACGUCGCCUUUCUCCCAGCGAAUACCAGUCAUCACCGGGUCACUCACAUACGUGCUGGAAAAUCACCCGUCGAUUGUCAAUCAGAAAGAUCAAGAUGGGAAGACGCCGUUGUACUUGGCCAUCGAACGAGCCUUCUACGAGAAGACGACAACCGCAGCCAACGCACUGCUCAAAGCCGGAGCAGACCCUCUCAUCGCAGACAAAGAAGGCAACACCGUCUUGCACGUCCUAUCGCGCAUGCUCUGGGUCUCCCCCUUGCGGCCCCUUUUCACUACGCUCCUCCAGCGCGGGUGCGAAGUCAACGCUCGCAACUCGAAAGGCGAGACGCCGCUGUUCUGGUACUACGCGGGAUUCAGGGGCAAUUGGUACGCGCCCAAAGGUGGCCCGGAGAUAUACGACGAGGAGGGCGCAAUAGCGGCGUUUGAGGCGGCUGGCGCGGAUUUCGGGGCACGGGACGAUGCUGGCCAAAGCUUGCUACACGUUGCGGCGGAGGGUCACGUCGCCCGCUUCAAGACUCUGACGGCGAAGGGGCUGGAUCCUAUGCUAGAGGACCAUGGGAGGAAGACGCCGGUGGAUGUCGCCGCUGCGUGUGGGAACAAGGGGGUGCUGAGGCUCUUCAAGCGGGUUGAUGCUGCCGACGACGACGACGACGACGACGACGAUGAAUCGGUUGAUCGAACGCCGUAUUCUGAGCUUGAUUAG
Messenger RNA from Colletotrichum orchidophilum, 6471 nucleotides. RefSeq lists its product as uncharacterized. The record is from RefSeq and is a predicted model, not a curated record. Lineage: Eukaryota; Fungi; Ascomycota; Sordariomycetes; Glomerellales; Glomerellaceae. Bases 1 to 6471 code for a protein of 2156 amino acids. Gene Ontology annotation, molecular function: protein binding. The transcript is spliced from 2 exons.